GCGCAGUGAUGCGGAAACAGAGGGACUGAGUUCUCCAGACCACCUGUUUAAAUAAAAUAACAAUCAAACAGAAAAAACAUAAAGCUCUGCAUGCCAUAUGUUAAUUAUAGUCAAACGCUUGUUUUGUCUGUAAGUUAUUAGCUCCUUAGCAUCACAUAAGCCAAAAUGACCUGCUUUGUAACCAUUCAUUUAACUCUAUUAACUGUCUGUGUUAUCAUUUAAAAAGAUGGAGCCAAAGCACAGAGAGCUCCUCCGAGCUCAGAGGCUCUAUCUGUGUGAGCAGCUCAUAGUGGAUGAUACGGUAGUCCAGUAUUUGUAUCAGGAGGACAUUUUAACCGAGUGCCAAGUGGAGGAAAUUCAGUCACAGAAGUCUAACAAAAACAAGACGUUAAUGCUGCUUAGUGCUUUUAAUGUGUUUGUAGAAUCCCUCCAGCAGGACUUUCCCUGGAUUAAAGAGAAGCUACUGCUUUUAGCUGAGAGUGAUGAUGAUGGGGGAAGGGGAACAGAGCUGUCCAACACCACCGCUCAGUGGGCCAUUCCUGAACAUGUCCUCCAAAUGGUUCCAUCUGAUCAGCAACUAAAUAGGCUGGCGGCUCGGCUCGGCUUGGAGUGGGAAAUGGUGAUGCUGGAUUUGGGCUUGACAUCGGUGGACAUCUCCCGCUGCCGUGCAGAUCAUCCUCACAGCAGUCAUAGUCAGGUGCUGGCAGCUCUGGUGAUGUGGAAGCAGACUCAGGGUCGGAGAGCUACAGUCCAGCAUCUACUCCAGAACCUACAGAAUUCAGAAAUUCAUCCUUCUGUCCUCAAACAAAUCUUUGUCUGAGGCUACUAAGACUAAAACUCUGUGCCCAAAUGGAAAAAUGAACACACACAGUAGCUGUAUGUUUCAUACAGAGAAGUGUUGAAGAAAGCCAGAAAUUCUUUUUUUUUCUCGCUACUUUGUAAUUUUCUUUCCAUGAUAGAUGGCUGUGCUCUGUAUUGCUGAUAUAUAAAAUGUAUUCAAUAUGUACCAGGGUUCCCGCGGGUCCUUAAAAAGUCUUAAAGGAACAGUCCA
This is a messenger RNA of Neoarius graeffei (lesser salmon catfish), 1051 nucleotides long. Its product is annotated as death domain-containing protein CRADD-like. The transcript has 2 exons. Gene Ontology annotation, biological process: signal transduction; regulation of apoptotic process. Lineage: Eukaryota; Metazoa; Chordata; Actinopteri; Siluriformes; Ariidae. Gene Ontology annotation, molecular function: death domain binding; protease binding. Gene Ontology annotation, cellular component: CBM complex. Bases 227 to 820 code for a protein of 197 amino acids. The record is from RefSeq and is a predicted model, not a curated record.